AUGUUUGUACCAGUACUAUACCUUGAGGCUUAUCGGCGUGAACCGAAACUGAUAAAGAGAAGAAGAAGAGCUAAUUUUGGUAAUGGUGAUGAUGACGAAGCUGGGAAACAAGACCAUUUGAAAUUCUGGAGGACUAGACAACAAGUGACAACAUCCCAUAGGAUCGAAAAGGCUAGUGAAGGAAUCGAAGCUCUUGUUGAAAACAACACUUCUGUGGCCAGUAUCAGUCCGUCUGCCCAUGCCCCGGUUGUACCAUUUUAA
Molecule: messenger RNA, 261 nt
Organism: Lodderomyces margitis
Lineage: Eukaryota; Fungi; Ascomycota; Pichiomycetes; Serinales; Debaryomycetaceae
Exons: 2
Coding region: 1-261 (86 amino acids)
Source: RefSeq, a predicted model, not a curated record